Molecule: messenger RNA, 1030 nt
Organism: Papaver somniferum (opium poppy)
Lineage: Eukaryota; Viridiplantae; Streptophyta; Magnoliopsida; Ranunculales; Papaveraceae
Product: V-type proton ATPase 16 kDa proteolipid subunit
Exons: 3
Coding region: 159-656 (165 amino acids)
Biological process (GO): proton transmembrane transport
Cellular component (GO): proton-transporting V-type ATPase, V0 domain
Molecular function (GO): proton-transporting ATPase activity, rotational mechanism
Source: RefSeq, a predicted model, not a curated record
UUUAUAUAGUUCUCUGGAUGUGACAAUUCUUUGUCCCUUCAAUACACCAAGAGAGAGAACGAGAGAUUGGGAGAAGAAAUUGAUAUCUAAAAAGUUUCAUCAAAUUAUUCCAGAUCUGAUCUCACUCUCUCUGCAAAUUCAACUUACAAUCAUCGAAGAUGUCAUCAACAUUUAGUGGAGAUGAAACUGCUCCCUUCUUUGGAUUUCUUGGAGCUGCAGCUGCUUUGGUUUUCUCCUGUAUGGGAGCAGCAUAUGGAACUGCAAAGAGUGGUGUUGGUGUGGCAUCAAUGGGUGUGAUGAGACCAGAGCUUGUAAUGAAAUCCAUUGUUCCAGUUGUUAUGGCUGGAGUUUUAGGUAUUUAUGGGUUGAUUAUUGCUGUUAUUAUCAGUACUGGAAUUAACCCCAAGGCUAAAUCAUACUACCUAUUCGAUGGUUACGCUCAUCUUUCAUCUGGUCUUGCUUGUGGUCUUGCCGGACUUUCCGCUGGAAUGGCUAUCGGUAUCGUUGGUGAUGCUGGUGUUAGGGCCAAUGCACAACAGCCAAAGCUCUUCGUUGGGAUGAUCCUUAUCCUCAUUUUUGCCGAAGCUCUGGCUCUUUAUGGACUUAUUGUUGGUAUCAUCCUUUCUUCAAGGGCUGGCCAAUCGAGAGCUGACUAAGCGACAAGAGUUUGUUGUGUCAUGCUUGGGGUUUCUUGAGUGGUUCGUGGGCUAUUUUUUCACUUUUGAUCUACCGAUUAGCAAGGAGUAGUUACAGCUCUGCAUUGUCUUCAAAUGUUAUCUUUUCCUGGAUGCACAAUUCUUCACCACCAUCCUCGCAAUCAUUGGAUAUAUAUAUUCAGCAUUUGCUGGUUGUAGCUUUAGAGAUUGAGCUUUUUUCUGAAAAUAAGAUCUGUUGCUGUUUUCACCUUUCCUAUUUUGCAGAUGUAAAAUUCUAGCUGGUGACAAACUCAAUCUGAAACUAUGGCUUGUAUAAGUUUUUUUAAACAUUAAAUUAACUACUUUUAUGUUUAUUGAGUUAGGAUUUGUUAGAC